CCUUCACAGGACCGGACACAGUGUGGAAGAGCAUCCUGACGGACACAGGCCUAAGUGGUGUGAAUACCGAUCAACACCACUGGAACUAGGAAGAGCAGGUGGGACCAUAUCCUUUCUGCUUCACCUGGGUUUUGUUAGAUGGAAAGGGCAGCAUAGGGACAUCUGUAUGAACUUUGCUCCUUGGAGCCGGAGCUUUCCUGGAUGAAAAUACUUUUGAGGGUUCUUGAUGCACUUUGGUUAUUCUCCACUGAAAUCACCUGAGAUGGUUGAGCGUUGAAACGCUGGCCUCCUGUGGGACCGCACUGCACAUGUUUUAAUGUCUGCAGGAGGAAAGUUUCCACACGUGUGAAAAAUGUCCAGAUGUUCAUAUCACAAUUCUGAUUGGAGAUUUGUCAAAAAAAGCAAAGACGUCCCUGUUGACAGAGAUGGUUUCAACACAAAUGCUUGACACACUGAAGAAAAAACAACAAUUAAGCAUGGAGAAGCUUGGUUUCAUCUCAAACCCUUAAAGCAUGGAGAAAGCCUUGCCCGGUCUGAUGCUGGGUCUCCUGACCAAUCACACAACUCCAAAUGACACGUCCGGCCAGCGGAGCACAACCAAGCCCACCCCUCCCAGCAUGGAGGAGGUCAUCCACUCCGAAUCCCAGAUCAAGGAUCUUGUUGGGCUGUUUUGCAUGGUGACCCUUAACCUGGCAGCCCUAUUGGGCAACAGCGGAGUCAUGGUGGCCAUUGCCCGAGCUCCCCACAUGAAAAAAUAUGUGUUUGUCUGCCAUCUUUGCGCAGUGGACCUGCUAUGCGCUAUAUUGCUGAUGCCUCUCGGGAUAGUAUCUAGCUCUCCGUUCUUCAGCACUGUAGCAUUUACUGUUUUGGAGUGCCAAGUGUACAUCUUUCUAAAUGUGUUCCUCAUCUGUGCCUCUAUUCUUACUGUGACCGCCAUCAGUAUUGAACGCUACUACUACAUUGUCCAUCCUAUGCGAUAUGAGGUAAAGAUGACUCUAAACCUGGCGCUUGGUGUCAUGGUCUUCAUUUGGGUCAAAUCCAUCCUGCUGGCAUUGGUUACGCUUCUCGGAUGGCCAGCCUAUGGGAAUCAGAGCUCCAUUGCAGCGGCCCAUUGCUCUUUACAUUGGAGUCACAGCCGCCUCAGGAAGGUUUUUGCUAUUCUCUUCAGCGUGCUUUGCUUCUUGGUUCCCGCUGUUGUGAUUUUUGCCGUAUACUGUAAUGUAUACAAAGUCGCUCGAACGGCAGCCCGUCAGCACGCACCCCUGCCCACCUGGACUGCCAACCAGGCCAAGCGCCGCUCCGACUCCAUUAAUAGUCAGACCACUAUCAUCACCACCACACGCAGCCUCCCCCAGAGAUUGUCUCCUGAGAGGGUUUUUGGGGGCGGAAAGGCUGCUAUCACCCUGGUCGUCAUUGUGGGCCAGUUUCUUAUCUGCUGGCUCCCGUACUUCAGCUUCCACCUUCACAUGUCCAUCACCACUCCGCUUCAGAGCCCAGGGGACAUCGAAGAAGCCGUCACGUGGCUAGCAUACUCCUCGUUUGCUGUGAAUCCCUUCUUCUACGGCCUUCUGAACCGACAGAUACGUGAGGAACUGAUAAAACUCAGAAAAUGUUGCGCGAGUAGACCCGUUGAACUUCGAGCCUCCAGCCACGAAGGUUCUAUCCAGGAAAACUUUCUUCAGUUUCUGCAGAGGACCAGCAGCACGGCCGAGACCACCAGGCCUAGUUGUGGCAAUUCCAGUCCGAGGAAUACUGUGGAUCAGGGUGCCAGAUUACCUGGCCAGAUCCCUGAGGAAUGACUAGGAAAAUUUAUUCCUACUCCCACAAGCCAAAACAGGCCUUAUGAAGUGUUGUUUUUAAUAAGAAGAGCAUUAAAUGUUAAAUCCAUGCAAAAUCAGACCUAAAUGCUCAUCAUAUUAGUGUAAUCUAUGAAUCCAUAAUUUGUUGUUAUGGUUCCCAUAGAUUUAUUUCAGAUACAUUGUUCAGUUAACUGAGAAUCACUCUCAGUCUGUAUUCAUUCGUUUCAUAAUAUCAACACUCAUACUCAGUAAUUACUAUUAAGACUCAUAAUGGUGCCUAUUGAUGCUGUCAUGACACAAAUAUCAAUUAUUAUUAAUGAUAAUAAUAUGUACAUUAUAUCAGUGAAAAUAAUAAAACAUAUUUCUAGCAU
Puntigrus tetrazona (Sumatra barb) is the source of this 2170-nucleotide messenger RNA. RefSeq names its product G protein-coupled receptor 61-like (gene gpr61l). Gene Ontology annotation, biological process: G protein-coupled receptor signaling pathway. Gene Ontology annotation, cellular component: plasma membrane; signaling receptor complex; endosome. The transcript has 2 exons. NCBI's taxonomy places the organism in Eukaryota, Metazoa, Chordata, Actinopteri, Cypriniformes, Cyprinidae. Gene Ontology annotation, molecular function: G protein-coupled receptor activity. The coding region runs from base 513 to 1799 and encodes 428 amino acids. The record is from RefSeq and is a predicted model, not a curated record.